AUGGCUGCUUGGGCAUACUUCCAUGAAAUCGGACACAUUACAAGCAAUGUUACUGAAUGCACAGGAGUGUUAUUAUCAAUUGGAGAUCAAGUAAUUCAUGGCAGAAAUAUGGAUUAAUACCCAGGUUAAGCAAGAAAUAUCGUAUUACACUUGACAAUUAAGAAAGAUGGAAAAUAUUUAGGAGAAUCAGUUGAUUGGUAUUGGUUCAAAGUUGGAUUUGUUACUUUGUUGAAAUACAACGUCGCUUCCCUUGAGGAGAAUUGGAGGUUUGGUAAUCCAUUAAGCAAAGAUUAACUCUUGACUUUCAUUAAAUAAGGUGUACCCUCAUUAGCAUGGGCAUAUAGAGAAGUUUUAGUAAAUGAAAAACUGAACACCUUCGAUAAGGUAGUAUCAUAUCUUGAAUAAAACAAUGUGGCAUGUGCACUUUACAAUAUUAUCGGAGGAACAGGAAAGGAUCAAGGAGUGAUCAUUUCAAGAGAUCCAUUUGAGAAAUUUCCAACUAUAUCUUUGAGUAGUUCAAAUCAAGGAUCGAAUGGUUACAAGUAUUUGGUUUAGACAAAUUAUGAUCAUUGGCUACCAGAUCCUGUAGAAGAUCAAAGAAGAACCAUUGGAGAAGACUUGUUAGCUAAAAUGUAAAAUAAUCUGUUAAAUGAAUUUGGCGUGUAUGCUGUUAUGGACACUUAUCCUAUCCAUAACGAAGGGACUUUCUAUACAGUCAUCAUGAAUGCUAAAUACAACAGAUUAAUAGCUUUUGGAUAACCAAGUAUCACAUUAUUUGAUGAUGAAUGAUAUAAUAAUAUAAAAAUGAUGAAGUCAUCAUAGACAA
Paramecium tetraurelia is the source of this 826-nucleotide messenger RNA. RefSeq lists its product as uncharacterized. The transcript has a single exon. NCBI's taxonomy places the organism in Eukaryota, Ciliophora, Oligohymenophorea, Peniculida, Parameciidae. The record is from RefSeq and is a predicted model, not a curated record. Gene Ontology annotation, molecular function: hydrolase activity, acting on carbon-nitrogen (but not peptide) bonds.